AUGAGCAAAGCAACGAGCUGGGAGAUGGACGGACUGCGAGGCGACAGCAGCGGCGGCAGCGGCGGAGCCCCCGGGCAGUGCCGUAAUUUUCUCUCCUCGCCCGUUUUCGGGGCGGCGCACACAGGCCGAGCGGCCGCUGCCGCCUCAGGGUUCGGCUACGCCGGCGGAGGAGAGCGCUCGGGGGCGGCGGUGAGGCCCGAACCCCCAGCCAAGGACUGCCCGGGCUCCACCGCGCCGGCCGCCGCCCCCGCGCUCGGCUAUGGGUAUCACUUUGGCAAUGGAUACUAUAGCUGCAGGAUGUCCCACGGGGUUGGGAUCCAGCAAAACGCCCUGAAGUCUCCCCCCCAUGCCUCCAUUGGCAGCUUUCCCGUGGAAAAGUACAUGGACGUCUCCAGUCUGACCAGCACGAGUGUCCCCGCCAAUGAAGUCUCCUCCAGGGCAAAGGAAGUGUCCUUCUACCAGGGCUAUACAACCCCCUACCAGCACGUUCCUGGGUACAUAGACAUGGUCUCAACGUUUGGCUCUGGGGAACCGAGACACGAAACAUACAUAUCAAUGGAGGGCUAUCAGUCUUGGACUCUGGCUAAUGGCUGGAAUAGUCAGGUUUACUGUGCCAAAGAUCAGACACAGAGCUCACACUUCUGGAAAUCGUCCUUUCCAGGGGACGUUGCACUAAACCAGCCCGAUAUGUGUGUCUACCGGCGUGGGAGAAAGAAGCGAGUACCGUACACAAAACUGCAACUUAAAGAACUCGAGAAUGAAUAUGCCAUUAACAAGUUUAUUAACAAGGACAAGAGGCGAAGGAUAUCCGCAGCCACAAACCUGUCUGAGAGACAAGUUACCAUUUGGUUUCAGAACAGAAGGGUGAAGGAUAAGAAAAUAGUCUCCAAACUGAAGGACAAUGUAUCUUGA
Messenger RNA from Dryobates pubescens (Downy woodpecker), 912 nucleotides. RefSeq names its product homeobox D13 (gene HOXD13). The transcript has 2 exons. The record is from RefSeq and is a predicted model, not a curated record. Bases 1 to 912 code for a protein of 303 amino acids. Lineage: Eukaryota; Metazoa; Chordata; Aves; Piciformes; Picidae. Gene Ontology annotation, biological process: regulation of transcription by RNA polymerase II. Gene Ontology annotation, molecular function: RNA polymerase II cis-regulatory region sequence-specific DNA binding; DNA-binding transcription factor activity, RNA polymerase II-specific.